UAUUCACCUGGCACGAAGCGCUAUGAAAAGAAAACCACAUCGCUCCAUCAGGGUCCAGGCCAGGCCUACUACUUUCACACAAGGUACCCAAACAGACAUGCUCCCCACAUGUGUGUGCCAAGCUGAGGGUGGGCGGUCAUCGGAGGUAGAACAGUUGCCCUCUGAGUCUGGGAGAGCUGUGACAGACGUGACACUGACAGAUGAGGAGUCUUUAAUGGACACAGAUGAUGAAUCCACCUAUCCUGAGAAGGAUGAUGACCCAGAUUAUGUCCCAGAUUCCGAUGAAUCCGAAGAGGAACAAGAUUUUCUUGAUGACCCUGUCGAGAAAGAGCAAGAUCCAGUGUCCGAGAAGAAGUACUUGGUAUUUCACUCCAGCUUGAUGUCUUUGUUUGCGACGUGCCCAGUUUGUUGCUCAGUGUCAUCCCGGCAGAUAAAGCAGAUUGGCACCUUCAUUUCUGUACAUCAGCAAUGCACAAACCAGGGAUGUGGCUUUUCCAGGUCUUGGAAUAGCCAGUCAAUGUAUGGUAAUUUGCCUGCAGGAAAUGUGCUUCAAUCGAGUGCGAUAUUGUUCUCCGGGGCAAUUCCUUCCCAGGUACUGCAGGUUUUUAAUAUACUUGGCUGCCAAACGAUUUGCAGAAACACAUUAUUCAAUCACCAAAGACAGUAUCUAUGUCCAGCUGUGGAGGCCGUAUGGACUGCAGAGCAGGGUGAAGUCCUAAAUGCUGUCAAGGGACAGGACACCCCUCUGGUGGUUGGAGGCGACGGACGCUCGGACACUCCUGGUCAUUCUGCCAAGUACGGAUCAUACUCGUUGAUGAACCUUGACUCAAAGAAGAUUGUAUCUAUGGAGCUUGUCCAAAGCACAGAGGUCAAGUCUUCAGUCCAUAUGAAAAAAGAAGGACUGAAGGACUGAAGGACUGACAAAUACAGAAGUGGAUCCGAGAGAAUCUGCAUGACACUGCACACUCCUUUGAUGCCUGGCACCUAGCCAAAAAUUUGAAGAAGAACUUGCUCAAACUGUCAAAGGAGAAGGAGUGCGAGUUAGCUGCCCAGUGGUGCAAGGCAAUAAUUAACCAUUUGUACUACGUUGCCUCCAACACUCCAGAGGGCCAGGCCGACCUCAUCAUAGCAA
Messenger RNA from Lineus longissimus, 1132 nucleotides. RefSeq lists its product as uncharacterized. NCBI's taxonomy places the organism in Eukaryota, Metazoa, Nemertea, Pilidiophora, Heteronemertea, Lineidae. Bases 23 to 913 code for a protein of 296 amino acids. The record is from RefSeq and is a predicted model, not a curated record. The transcript is spliced from 6 exons.